AUGGAUACUAUCAAAAAUUUAAAUCUAAAUGAAGAAAUCCUUAAUUUAGAAGCCGUAACGACUGAACAUAUUAAAACUAUUACCAAAACCCUUGAGGAAAAAUACUUAACAUUUUGGAAACAUAAACUUGAAAAUUCAUCCAAACUGACUUUCUACUCAACAUUCAAAACGGACCACAACCUCGAAAACUACCUAGUAUUUAUAAAAGAUCCAUACAAAAGAAGAUGUCUUUCAAGACUUAGAGUCAGCAACCAUGACCUCCAAAUUGAGAUCGGGCGCUAUCAAAAUAUACCCCGUGAAGAACGCUUAUGUAAAAUCUGCGAUUCAGGAGAGGUGGAAAAUGAAACCCAUCUCCUCCUCUCUUGCAAAGCCUAUGAGCAAUCUCGUACAAACCUUCGAAGUUCAUUAGAGAAUACCUCAUCUGACGAGAUUAAUCUAAACUCUCAAACUCUAUCAGCGGACCUAAUGAAAUCAACUGAUAGUGAAAUCAUAACCAAACUUUCAAAAUUUGUUUAUUCAUGUUUCAAGCAAAGACUUAAAUACCUUGAAACCAGGAAUGCGGAUUAG
This is a messenger RNA of Paramuricea clavata, 567 nucleotides long. Lineage: Eukaryota; Metazoa; Cnidaria; Anthozoa; Malacalcyonacea; Plexauridae. The record is from the annotation of a GenBank genome assembly.